Molecule: messenger RNA, 2910 nt
Organism: Hippocampus zosterae (dwarf seahorse)
Lineage: Eukaryota; Metazoa; Chordata; Actinopteri; Syngnathiformes; Syngnathidae
Gene: snx33
Product: sorting nexin 33
Exons: 2
Coding region: 820-2508 (562 amino acids)
Biological process (GO): endocytosis; mitotic cell cycle; endosomal transport
Cellular component (GO): plasma membrane; cytoplasmic vesicle
Molecular function (GO): phosphatidylinositol binding; protein binding
Source: RefSeq, a predicted model, not a curated record
ACGCCACUUCUUUCUCAGGAAAAGACUCCUUGAAAGAAAACAGUCGAUCUCGCAUCCAAUUGUCUCAGUCUAACGUCAUGGAAAGAGUUACUUUGUGUCGAGGCUGUAAGGAAAUAGAGCCACAGAAACAAUACCGGCUCGCCUAAAGCGGGUUGAUGCGCUGUUGUGAUUUUUAAAAGGAUCGAGCGAAGAUGCCCAGCAACCUGCUUUCGAGACUCGAGGAGCAAGUUUGUGUCUGAGGGGAAGGAAGGAAGGACGGAAAUGUGGAGCUGCCGUCUCACCAUGUACACGGAUACAAUCGUUAUCAACCAAAGUGCACUUUUUGGAAUUAUUCGCCUCCGGGACCGUUUCCAGGAUCCGUAAUGUGACAAAAGUGCGAGAAGUGUGGGGGGGAGAAAAAAACGAAAGGUUCCGGUUCACUUUUUGGGAUUUCCAAAAGACUCGUUGCAGGAGCUAGUUUGUGAAACCGGUUUUUAAACCGACUCGUUUGUUACACGAAAGUAGAACUCUGGGCAAUAACGAGGGCAUUUGGGUGCAUGCAAAUGACUUAGACUAAAGAUUGAAUGCAUCGAUGGGCCAGUAAUAUUCUCAUAAGCAUCGGAGUGCAGGUCAAGCUUAGUCAUUAAUAAAUCAGGCGUCGUAAACAUUUGUUGACUGACGGUGCUGUCGCACACCUGACCCAUGUCAUGUGAGAUGAGUUGAAAUAUUCAUUAAAGUGUCCUAGAUGUUUCCAAUACAGCUGCUCAGCACCACGUGCGUGUAGAUUGUUUUGGAACUAUUGAUAUUAUUGUUUUGUAACCCGCUCUGGAUCAGGUCAAGAUGUCGGUGAAAGCCAAAGCCCUGUACACCUUUCAAAGUGAAAACAAAGAGGAGAUUAGCAUCCAGGAGAACGAGGAACUGAUCAUCUUCGACGAGAACUCGGUGGACGGGUGGUUCCAAGGGGAGAACAGCCGAGGGGAGAGAGGUCUAUUCCCGGCGUCCUACGUGGAAGUCAUUCGCACGCGUUCCAACUCCAACGUGACCGACUGCUCCAUCAGCCCGGCGGGUUCUUUGGGCAAUGACUCGUACUUCCUGCCCUCCACGACGAACACCACCCUCAACACGCAACCCACGUACUACGAUAUUGACGAUGACGACGACUGGGACGACUGGGACGACAGGUCCACCGUGGUGGAGGACGCCGAUAACGACCGCGGUCCCGGCGCCAAUGGUCACUCGCAUCAGAGCCCGCCAUCCAACAACCCCAACGUGCAUUACCGGGCCAAGCCGCCCUUGGAGAGGCAGGACAGCAUCUCCAGCGGGAGGAAAGGCAGCAUGGUGGGCCGCAAUUUGAACCGCUUCUCCAGUUUCGUCCGUUCCGGCGUGGAGGCGUUUGUGCUGGGGGACGUGCCCAUGAUGGCGAAGAUAGCCGAGUCCUACACCAUCGAGAUGAGCCCCCAGGGGCCCAGAUGGAAGGAGAGCCCUCAGCCUUUCUCCUGCUCCAUCGAAGACCCCACCAAGCAGACCAAGUUUAAAGGCAUCAAGACGUACAUUUCGUACCGCGUGACACCGAGCCACACGGGUCGCCCCGUGUACAGACGCUACAAGCACUUUGACUGGCUCUACAACCGCCUGUUGCACAAGUUCACCGUGACCUCUGUGCCUCACCUGCCGGAGAAGCAGGCCACGGGGCGCUUCGAGGAGGACUUCAUCGAGAAGCGCAAGCGGCGGCUGAUCUUGUGGAUGAACCACAUGACCAGCCACCCGGUGUUCUCCCAGUACGAAGGCUUUGAGCACUUCCUCAUGUGCGCCGACGACAAGCAAUGGAAGCUGGGCAAGAGGCGGGCCGAGAAGGACGAGAUGGUCGGGGCGCACUUCAUGCUGACCCUUCAGAUCCCCAACGAGCACCAGGACCUUCAAGACGUGGAAGAACGCGUUGACACCUUCAAGAACUUUGCCAAGAAGAUGGACGACAGCGUCAUGCAGCUCACUCACGUCGCCUCGGAGCUGGUUCGCAAGCACUUGGGCGGCUUCCGGAAGGAAUUCCAACGACUGGGCAACUCAUUCCAGUCCAUCAGCCAAUCGUUCACGCUGGACCCUCCGCACAGCUCCGAGGCCCUCAACAACGCCAUAUCCCACACUGGCCGCACCUACGAGAACAUUGGCGAGCUGUUCGCGCAGCAGCCCAAGUACGACCUCUUCCAUAUGCUGGACACGCUCUCGCUCUACCAAGGCCUGCUAGGCAACUUCCCAGACAUCAUUCAUCUACAAAAAGGUGCCUUUGCCAAGGUGAAAGAAAGCCAGCGGAUGACCGACGAAGGCAAGAUGGACCAGGACGAGGCCGACGGCAUUCGGAAGCGCUGCCGGACGGUCGGCUUCGCGCUGCAGGCCGAGAUGAACCACUUCCACCGUCAGCGUGAGGUAGACUUUAAGGACAUGAUGCAGGCGUACCUCAGGGAGCAGAUCGCCUUCUACCAGCGCGUGGUGCAGCAACUGGAGCGCACGCUGCGCAUGUACGAAUGUCUUUAAGGAAUGCCGCCUGCCAAACUGGAGGACGCCCCUGACUGCGCAUUUUUCCCGAGACUGACUGUGCAUCUAUCACAUCACGGACGACAACGUCGCAGCAUAUUGUUUAUUUUACAUAAUUUAAGGUAUUAUCGCAUUACGUGUGGGUUUUAAAUUCCCGUAGCGGAUCGUUCGCACGAAAGCCAUCGAACGGGUUCAGUCACCUUCCCCUCGUCGUCUCACGUUUGACAAAAACUAUUUGGCUCGAUCUGUGGAGCAGUGAUCCAUCCAUAUGCUGCUGAGGUGCCUUAAAGCCACAUUUCCAACAAGCGGUCUAAUUCAGUUCAGUACGUUUAAUUGUGAUAUUUACCCAAAUGUAGUGUUGAUAAAGUGCUACCAUAUGCAUAAAACCCAAACCUUUAAAUA